UGCAUGUGCAAUGCAUGUGACUGAGGCCUGGGGGUUGAGGGACAAGAAGUGGCUGUGGUCAAAUUCUGAACUUCCACUUCUGCCCUCAUUUAGUUGCCCAAUUAAUGGGACAGCCUAUGCUGCUUGAUGGAAAGAAACAGUGGUGGCUUCGGAUCGAUGGUGAUCCAGUCGACGGUGGUGGGAGCGAUUGUGGCGUACCGGAUCCACCUGGGCGUCGCUGCCGCCCUAGCCGCCGCGGCCAUCUCGCUCGCAAGCGUCGGCCCCAACUUCGCUACCGUGGCUGGCUUCUUCUGGCCCCUCCUCGUAUCCACUGUCGCUUUACUCGGCGCCGUCGCGAUCCUACUCCGGAUCUCGCCGCUCCCGCGGGAGGCCUACGGGGAGGGCCUUGUCGACUUCGUCGCCGGCUGCGCGGAGGUCUCUCAGCUUGCUGCGAGUGAGAGUUACCACCACGAGGGCGAUUCGGAGCCGUGUGAUGAAGAGGCGGAGGCGGAGGCGGAGGCGGAGCGCCCCAUGUAGCAGCGAGGGAGUCGGAGACGAUGAGGCAACCUUUCAGAUGCUCCGCAGGAACGGGUUAGUGUGCGUAAGACCGCAUACGUUUAGCGAUGAGAUUGGACGACGUGCGCCUUUACCAGAGGCGGCUGGAUCAGAGUCGAGCGUGUGUCAUGUAGAGUAAUUUAGCAGCGUUGCAGUCUAGGAGUAAAUUGUAAAGGCUUCAGUUUUAUAUUCCUACCGGGCAAAGAUUUAACACACUUCAAAGCACUUGAUUUUUGAA
Zingiber officinale is the source of this 772-nucleotide messenger RNA. RefSeq lists its product as uncharacterized. Lineage: Eukaryota; Viridiplantae; Streptophyta; Magnoliopsida; Zingiberales; Zingiberaceae. The transcript is spliced from 2 exons. The record is from RefSeq and is a predicted model, not a curated record. Bases 127 to 516 code for a protein of 129 amino acids.